Molecule: messenger RNA, 742 nt
Organism: Metschnikowia bicuspidata var. bicuspidata NRRL YB-4993
Lineage: Eukaryota; Fungi; Ascomycota; Pichiomycetes; Serinales; Metschnikowiaceae
Exons: 1
Coding region: 107-493 (128 amino acids)
Source: RefSeq, a predicted model, not a curated record
ACGCACCCUUUCGGUAUCGCAGAGCUCACCAAACCUGAUUACAUCAUCUCUCCAUACAAUCUCAAGUAGCUCUGAGAAAGAAGCUUCUGCCAUCAUCUCAAACAGGAUGUAUCCGAAAGUGACCAUAGAAUAUUGUGCCAGAUGCAAAUGGCACAAUCGGGCUGUGUGGUAUCUCCAGGAAAUCUUACAGACAUUUAGCGACCCUGAGAAAAAUCUCGUUGCAGAAGUUGCUGUCCGCCCAUCAUACGACAAGCCUGGUAUUUUUGUUAUCGAGAUUUCUACACAAGAUGAUGUUAGCAAAAUCAUAUACUGUCGAAGAUUGAAAAAAUCAGGGCUUCCGCAAACAGAAUCAUAUCACUAUGAUGGAUUCCCAGACUCAAAAUUAUUAAAAAACCUUAUACGAGACAGUCUCUUUCCAGAGCACGGUCUAGGGCAUCUGGACGGUAAGGCCGAUCUCUUGACUGAUUGCAUCCCCUGUAGAGAAAAUGAGUGAGAAACUGCGUUGACUUUUGAAUGCAAUAUGGGUUCUCCGAAUCCUUUACAAACAUGCUUUGUGAACAAAUUAUCGGAUAGGAUGCUGUUGCAAAUGAAUUUGUCACUAUGCUCAAUACAAUGUCUUUUUGACAUGGAAUUCAUCUAGAAAUGGAAUUAAAAAAAUGAGUACUUUUAACGCCGGCUUUUGGGGUUUAGUAAGCCGAUUAUUCCAGGAGGUGAAGCAUCCCAAGCACUCCAACUAACUUGA